AUGGCCUCGGCCGGUCGCUCCUCUUCCGCUCGUCGUUUCCUCAAACCACUCCUUUAUUCUGGUACCGCAAUCGCUGCGGCUGGCGGCGCCGUCUUGUACCUCUCCUACCGUCCCAUAAACGUACCUGGCUCUCAGGGCGCCAUCGUCCCCAUUCCGAGAACAGAAGAUGGCACCAUCAUCCCUCCAAAGUUCCCCUUGAUUAAACCACGCGCUGAACAGAUUUCCGACCUGAGGAAGAGUGGUGGACUGGUGGGUGCCGCGCCAGAGACGCCCCUCCGGCAGCAAUUGAAGAAUAGUUUAGACCGAUUAAGAGGCGCAACGAGCGAUAAUAGAGACAUAACCUUACCUGCGGAACAAGAAGCUGGGGAGCCGUAUGACCUCUUGGUCAUUGGUGGAGGGGCUACAGGCUCUGGGAUUGCCUUGGACGCAGCCACUCGCGGUCUUAAGGUCGCUCUUGUCGAGCGCGAUGACUUCGCUGCUGGAACAAGUAGCAAGAGCACGAAACUAGUGCACGGCGGCGUACGGUACCUCGAAAAGGCUUUCUGGGAGCUGGACUACAACCAGUAUGCACUGGUGAAAGAAGCCCUGCGCGAGAGGAAAUAUUUUCUUGACACGGCCCCUCAUCUGUCAAUGUGGCUCCCUAUCAUGAUCCCUUUGCAGAAAUGGUGGCAAGCACCCUAUUUCUGGGCAGGUACGAAAUUAUACGACUAUCUCGCAGGCAGUGAAGGCAUCGAAACUAGCUACUUCUUGACCAAGAGCAAGGCCUUGGACGCUUUUCCAAUGUUGAAAAAGGAGAACCUGGUAGGAGCGCUGGUGUACUAUGAUGGGGCUCACAACGACAGCCGCAUGAACAUUUCUAUUGCGGCCACAGCUGCGCUCUACGGUGCAACGGUGGUCAACCAUAUGGAAGUUACCGGCUUGACCAAGGACCAGAACGGCAAGCUGAAUGGUGCUGUGGUCCGAGAUGUGAUUGCCGAGAAGAAUGGCAAACCGACGUCGCCUUUCACCAUCCGCGCCAAAGGUAUUAUAAAUGCAACGGGCCCUUUCUGCGACUCCAUACGGAAGAUGGACGACCAAAACGUCCAGGAAAUUGUCGCCCCUAGCUCAGGUGUCCAUGUGGUGCUUCCGGGGUAUUACAGCCCACAGCGAAACUCAAUGGGUCUGAUCGAUCCUGCGACGUCCGAUGGCCGUGUCAUCUUCUUCCUCCCGUGGCAGGGCAACACCAUCGCUGGCACCACCGAUGCCCCAUGCAAUAUUACUCAGCACCCGAUUGCGGGGGAGGAAGAGAUUGGCUGGAUUCUGAAUGAGAUCAAGGGAUACCUGUCUCCCGACAUCAACGUCCGACGUGGAGAUGUUCUUGCUGCCUGGUCCGGGAUUCGCCCGCUGGUCAAAGAUCCCAAAGCAAAGAAUACCGAGUCGCUCGUGCGGAAUCAUCUUGUGACUGUCUCGGCAUCGGGACUGCUCACUUGUGCUGGUGGUAAAUGGACAACAUAUCGUCAAAUGGCAGAGGAUGCGGUUGACGAAGCCAUCAACCAAUUUAGGUUGCAGACGAAGCCCUUGACAACACCGAGGAGGAUCAGCGGAACUGAAAAGAUGGACGACGCAGCCCCGCUUGAUGGGACAUGUCAAACACACCAAGUAAGGCUUGUUGGUGCUCAUGGAUUCUCCAAGACUCUGUUCAUCAACCUAAUCCAACAUUUUGGUCUCGAGACCGAAGUGGCGAAGCAUCUUGCGGAGGCAUAUGGCGACCGUGCGUGGACGGUGGCAGCACUCUCAAGCCCGACUAACGAGAGGUUCCCAGUCAGAGGAGAACGUAUUUCUGCGCUGUACCCAUUUAUAGAUGGAGAAGUACGGUACGCAGUAAGGCACGAAUUUGCGCAACGAGCGGUGGAUGUGAUUGCACGAAGGACAAGAUUAGCUUUCCUAAACGCCCAGGCUGCGUUGGAAGCGUUACCGAAGGUUAUCGACUUGAUGGCUGAAGAGUUAAAGUGGGACAGCAAGAGGAAAGACGUCGAGUGGAAGGAAAGCGUUGCCUUUCUCGCCUCGAUGGGCCUUCCACGAAGCAAGUUGAAUGUCUCUAGGAGAGAUGUUGAGAGUGGCAAAGCCGGAUUUGCCGACGAGUAUGAGAGGAAGCUCUAUUCGAGAUAUGAUGGUCCAGCGGAUACGCUUGAGAGUGACUCGAAAUUGAGGCCCGGACAAAAUCCAGUCCUGGGACAGGAAUCGCCCGCCAACAAGUAG
Molecule: messenger RNA, 2238 nt
Organism: Fonsecaea multimorphosa CBS 102226
Lineage: Eukaryota; Fungi; Ascomycota; Eurotiomycetes; Chaetothyriales; Herpotrichiellaceae
Exons: 2
Coding region: 1-2238 (745 amino acids)
Biological process (GO): glycerol-3-phosphate metabolic process
Cellular component (GO): glycerol-3-phosphate dehydrogenase (FAD) complex; mitochondrion
Molecular function (GO): glycerol-3-phosphate dehydrogenase (quinone) activity
Source: RefSeq, a predicted model, not a curated record